AUGCUGGUCAAAGCCCCAAAGCAGGCAGACCACCUCAAAAACCUCACCGAGGCGUUUAGCCUGCUCCGCCAAUAUCGCAUGAAGAUGAAUCCAAGUAAAUGCAAGUUCGGUGUAUCAUCUGGCCGGUUCCUGGGGUACUUAGUGACGCAACAAAGUAUUGAGGCACACCUGCGCCAAAUCAAAGCCAUUCUCGAGAUGAAGUCGCCUUCCACAGUAAAGGAAAUACAAAGCCUGACGGGUAACAGAUUCCUCUCAAAAUCUAUCGACAAGUGCAGACCAUUCUUCAAAGUUUUGAAGAAGGGGCAAAAAGAUAAGUGGGAUGAGGAGUGCGAAGUAGCUUUCCAGAAUCUAAAGACUUACCUCACUUCACCUCCCCUGCUCUCAAAGCCAGUUCUUGGUGAAGACUUGUUCAUGUACCUGGCAGUGUCCAACUCAGCCGUCAACUUAGCUCUCAUCCGAGAAGAACUUGGGGCCCAACAUCCAAUAUUCUACACUUCAAAAGCUCCUCUCGAUGCAGAGACUCGCUACCCGAAAUUGGAUAAGCUCCUUUUGGCCCUUGUAGUUUCCGCGAGAAAGCUGCGACCCUAUUACCAAGCUCAUCGAGUAAUCGUCAUGAUCGACUUUCCUUUGAGAUCAAUCCUCCACAACCCUGAUGCUUUUCAGCGACUCAUGAAGUGGGCUAUAGAGCUAAGCCAAUACGACUUCCUCUACCGGCCGAAGACUGCAAUAAAAGCCCAAGCCUUGGCAGACUUUGUUGCAGAAUUCACUCCAUCAGCCGAAGAAGAUAAGCUGGUCAGCAAAAAGAAGGAAAGUUCGAGAGCAGACAAGACCACCGCUGAACCUGACCAACCCAGAGAAAUGUGGCAGUUGCGCGUAGAUGGAGUGUCGAACCAAAAAGGAGCUGGCGCAGGCGUCGUUAUCAUCACCCUGGAUGGAACCCUGCUAGAGCAAGUUAUCAUGCUUGGCUUCCCGGCUUCAAACAACGAGGCAGAGUACGAGGCAUUGCUCGCUGGCUUGCGCUUGGCAAAGAAGCUAUCAAUCAAAAAGCUAGCCAUCUACUUAGAUUCCCAGCUGAUCACAAGUCAAGCCUCAGGAGAAUACAUGACGAAGUACCCGAGGAUGAUCUUGUACCUUGACAAAGUCCAAGAGUUGUUGAAGGCGUUUCCCACCUUCACCAUCAAGCAAAUGCACUGGCAAGCUUAG
This is a messenger RNA of Prunus armeniaca (apricot), 1203 nucleotides long. NCBI's taxonomy places the organism in Eukaryota, Viridiplantae, Streptophyta, Magnoliopsida, Rosales, Rosaceae. The record is from the annotation of a GenBank genome assembly.